Uloborus diversus is the source of this 495-nucleotide messenger RNA. It is a transcript of the gene RpS26, whose product is annotated as 40S ribosomal protein S26-like. Gene Ontology annotation, molecular function: mRNA binding; structural constituent of ribosome. Gene Ontology annotation, cellular component: cytosolic small ribosomal subunit; ribosome. The record is from RefSeq and is a predicted model, not a curated record. Lineage: Eukaryota; Metazoa; Arthropoda; Arachnida; Araneae; Uloboridae. Gene Ontology annotation, biological process: translation.
AUGACCUUGAGAGAGUUCAUUUCUGUGUGGAAAGAAAAUAUUAGUCGUGGAGAAUGGGGACUCCUGGCAGAGACUGCGCCAUUGACAUCCAAGCGACGUAAUAAUGGGCGUAGUAAACAUGGAAGGGGCCAUGUAAAACCUGUUCGGUGUACUAAUUGUGCUCGUUGUGUACCUAAAGAUAAAGCAAUAAAAAAAUUCGUUAUACGCAACAUAGUUGAAGCUGCAGCCGUGAGAGAUAUUACAGAUGCAAGUGUGUAUGAAACCUAUGCAUUACCAAAAUUGUAUGCAAAACUUCAUUAUUGUGUAUCUUGUGCUAUUCACUCUAAGAUAGUAAGGAACAGAUCUAAAGAAGGUCGAAAAGAUAGAGCUCCUCCCCCGAGGUUCCAGAGGCCAAUAUCAGAUGCUGGACCUCGUGGAAAUGUCCAACGUGUUAUGCCAUCAAAAUAAUUUUUUUAUGUUUUGAAAAUAAUAAAAAUAAAACUUUUAAUGGAAGAA